GGCCUACGUAUGACCGACAGAGUCGCCAAGCGGGCGGGCGAUCACGUCUUGUGGGGGCCGUAGUGCGGGUGGGGGUGGGGGUGGAGGAGAAACUCCUCCUACGACGACGAGGGGGAGAAGACCGGACUCGGUCGUCAGCCAGAGAGCUUUGUGGUAAUGAGGGCGGUGGUGCCGAGGGGCGACCGAAGGUGGGGGAAGGCUGGGGGAGAGGGGAGAGAGGUAUUUGCCGCAGGGAAUGCCCACGGAAGGAAGGACACUGGAAUCGUGGGACUCGGCCUCUAUCCGUCCCCGGCUAUCAGCAUCGGCCUCUCUCGAUCUCAAUCGCAUGAUGCUCGGCAUGGUUCCAGUGCAGCACUGAUCCUCCCCUCCCGGCUCCGACGGUGCACAAGACCGUUUCCGUUGACAGGGUCGUCGAGUUGAGCGAGAGGCUCCAGCCGCAUGCAUUUCCGGAGCUCAUCCCUCCCUCUCCCUCCUGUCUCGUCACCUGUGACUCGCUCGCUCGCGAUCAGAUCAGCUCAGCUCAUCGCGGCGUAAAUCCCAAUCUUCCACAUGAUCUCGUUCGGGUACAAUACGGUACGUAGGCUGCGUUCCUUGGAGGAUCAUCUAUCUACAGCACGCCAGGCGGGAUGCUUAUAACAGCUCCCUUCAAUUCGCCACGUGUGGCCGCUAUAGGUGGGCUUCUCGCUAUAAGUGUCCUCUGAUGCUCGAUCAUCAGCUCUGGAUGUGCACAUGUGCAAACUCAGCAGUCAGUCGUAGUACGAGUACCGCUGUCAGAGCUUCCCUUCCAGAACAGACACUGUGAGCCAGACCCCCCAACCCCAGGGCCCAGGACAGCGAGCUCUCUCGCUCGCUCGCUAGCCAGCCAGCCAGCCAGCCAGCCGACGAGAGGGACGCUCUGAGAAUGAGGACGUUAGAGAGAAGAAACGCAGACGUAGAGCAGUACGGUGCUGUAUUGUGAUCGCUUGAUUGGUUGGUUUGGGUUUGCGUUUGGGUUAUGGUUAUGGUGGUAGUGCAGUCGUUUUCGUCGUAGUAGUAGAAGUAGUAGUCAAAGACUGUUGAUAAGCAGAUGGAGAAGCUCAAUCGAGCUAGCGAGGCGAAAUGGUCGACAACGGGGAGAGGAUGUGGAGUGACUAGUCUGUAGGGCGAGUGAUUGCUCGCUCGCUCGGUGGUGGCGAGCGGUGAGGUGAGCUGAAGCAGGUUGUGCAGAUAUAAUUUACAUGUGCGCCGGGGUGGAAGAAGUUGGAGGCGGGGGAGGAGGAGGGAAUCAGAUCAACGAAAUGGUUUGGUCGACGACCACGUCGAAGAGGAUGAUCGCGGGCGGGUUGUCGGUGAAUGUACCCGUGGUGCCGACGUAUUUCCAGUGCCCCAUCUCGCUGGAGCUUAUGAGCGAUCCCGUGACGCUGAGCACCGGGCACACUUACGACCGCAGCAGCAUUCAGCUCUGGUUCCAUGCGGGCAAGAAUACGUGCCCGCAGACGCGUCAGGAAGUGAGCACCAAGGACCUGAUUCCGAACGUGACGCUCAAGAAUUGCAUCCGCAGCUGGCAGCUGGCCACGCGAGUGGUCGCUCGCAAUGACCUCAAGUUUCCCUCGAGCCCCCGGCUGCUGAACGAGCAGAAUGUGCGGCUCAUGCUCGACGACCUCACGGUCGUGGGCUCCGACCGCCUCGAGACGCUGAAGGCCUUGCGAAUCAUGGCCAAGGCCAGCGACAGGAACAGGCGAUUGAUCGUCGACGGGGGCGCCCUGCCUCUGCUGGGAUCCAUCAUCUCGCGAGGCUACAAAGUUGCGCGAGAUCCCUCGUCCUCCGAGCAGGAUGAGGAGGAGGAGGAAGAGAGCUCCGUGCUGCUGCGGGAGGAAGCGCUGGGUGCGUUGGUCGCGAUUUCCAGGAGCGAGGAGAUCAAGCGCAAGGUGUUGCCCGCCGUGGGGCUGGCGAAUCUGCCUGCUCUCGCGUGGUUUCUGCACCACGGAAGGCCGAACGCCAAAAUUCACGCCGCUCGGAUGGUCGAGUGCUUGGUCGCGGACGAUGAUUCGCUCGUGCAGCUCGGCGCCGCCCAGGAGCUGGUGCAAGGGCUCGUGGGACUGCUCCGGCAGCACGAGCUGAUUCCGAAAGCGGUGAGGCCGAGCCUGCGGUCUUUGUACGCCAUUUGCUUGCCCAGGAACAAUCGGUCGAUGGCCAUCGAGGCGGGCUUGGUCGCGCAAGUGCUGGAAUUGCUUCCGGGAGCUUCGAAGGAGAUCGCGGAGGGGGCUCUGGCCAUCCUCGAUCUCAUGUCCAGGUGCGGCGAGGGGCGAACUGCGCUUUACCGGCACGCGCUGUGCAUUCCGAUUAUGGUCAAGUCGCUGGUGGCGUAUUCGAGCUCGGGCACGGAGCACUCCAUCAAAGUGUUGCAUUCCAUGCUCAUGAACGAUGUCAAUCCUCAUCGAUACAAGGAAGCGAUCACGAAUGGAAUCAUCGCCAAGUUGCUCCUGGUCACCCAAAUUCACACCAACAAUCUCGACACGAAUUCGAAAACGCGAGAGCUUCUGAAAGCUCUCCAGGUCCAUUGUGGUGCGGAUCCGUGCGUUCGAACUAUCAAGUACUCUCGAUGAGGAUGACGAUGACGAUGGCGAUACUUUUUUUCCUUCCUGUUGUACAGCAAAUGGAAGUGUAGGCACUGACUUACCAGCUAGCUAGGCCCUUCGUUACCGAUUCAUCUUAGAGCGCGGCAAACUUGAACUGAUUUAUCCAAAUUCAUUCGAUUUGGGAAUUCGUUUUUUUUCGAGAGUGAAAAUGCAGCGUCCUUCACUGAGUGCCACGGAAAGCAAAAUGGGCGACACGAAAGGUCCGUGUACAAUCAGUGCAGACGACGUACACUCCGAAUCGUUAGAUUAGAAGCGUGGUGAUUAUUAUAAUCUUCUUGCAAUCUCAGAAUGUUCUUCAUUCGAUAUUGCCCCUAAAUUGUGAUCUCCACUCCCAUUGGAAGUGGGACACCCCCUUGUACAUUGAGCAUAGAGAACAUUCAAUCGAAGAAGCAGCAGCUCUGAGCAGCUACUGAGGUCUAGCUUCCCAUUGAAGCUGGACAACUUAUGUAACAACAUCUGUGUCACGCCCUUGGACCCAAGAAAUGUAUUUUACAACCAAAU
This is a messenger RNA of Marchantia polymorpha subsp. ruderalis, 3119 nucleotides long. The record is from the annotation of a GenBank genome assembly. NCBI's taxonomy places the organism in Eukaryota, Viridiplantae, Streptophyta, Marchantiopsida, Marchantiales, Marchantiaceae.